GCCCUUUUUAAGGCUACAGCCGUUAACAUCGAUCCAUACGUCCGUCCGCUCGUCUGCACCAAUGAGGACUCUCCACGAAUCUGGGAAUCCUCUGGAAUCGACGCCGGCUAGGAGUCAGGAGGAGCAGGCGAGGAGCGGCGUACUUUAGAUCAACUUCGGCACUUAUUUGUUCACCUCAGGAGGUCCACGUCCAGCAAUCCGCAUACUGCGGAGCACCGGUCAGGAGAUGCAUUUCUGCCUUGUGCUACUCCUGUUGGUCCCUGGAGCUCUCUGCGAAGGAGAGGAAGAGAAGGUUUCCAAGGUGGAGCCGGCUGAGGACGUUGUCUACAAUGUCCCCAAGCCCGUGGGAUUCGCCCACAUCGCGGAGCACUUCGACGACUUGGACGCCUUCAAGGAACGAUGGGUCCUUUCGGAGGCGACCAAGGACGGCGCAGAGUCGAGCGUCGCCAAGUACGAUGGCAAGUGGCAAGUGGAGGCCGCCGCCCGGAACCACCUGCGUGGAGACCUGGGCCUGGUGCUCAAGACCAAGGCGCGCCACCAUGCCAUUGCUGCUAAGCUGGACCGGCCCUACCUGUUUGAGCACAAGCCUUUCGUGCUGCAGUACGAGGUGCAGUUCCAGGAGGGCCAGGACUGCGGUGGCGCCUACAUUAAGCUCUUGUCCGACCUGGAGGAGAACAGGGACCUGCGGCAGUUUCACGACAAGUCCCCUUACACCAUCAUGUUCGGGCCGGACAAGUGCGGCACGGACCAUAAGCUGCACCUCAUCUUCCGGCACCGGAACCCCCGCAACGGCAGCUACGAGGAGAAGCACUGGAAGAAGUCCGGCGGCAUCACCAAGUUCGACGAGGUGUUCAAGGACAAGAGGCCGCACCUCUUCACUCUGGUGCUGACCCCAGACAACCAAUUCGAGGUCCUGGUGGACCAGCGCAGCGAGGCCAAGGGCAGCCUCCUCGAGGACUUCGAGCCAGCCGUCAACCCGCCGGCCGAGGUGGAGGACCCCACGGACGUCCGGCCCGCAGACUGGGACGAGCGGGAGAAGGUACCGGAUGUGACCGCCACCAAGCCCGAGGACUGGGACGAAGAGGCACCGAGGCAGAUCCCGGACCCGGACGCCACCAAGCCCGUGGGCUGGCUGGACGACGAGCCCGCGCUUGUCCCCGACGCUGCGGCCGAGCGCCCCAAAGACUGGGACGACGACAUGGAUGGCGAGUGGGAGCCACCCCUUGUCAACAACCCCAAGUGCGCCGCCGUGGGCUGCGGGGAGUGGAAGCCCCCCCUGGUGGACAACCCGCGCUAUAAGGGCAAGUGGAGGGCGCCCCUGGUGGACAACCCCAACUACAAGGGCAAGUGGCGUCCCCGCAAGAUCCCCAACCCACACUUUUACGAGGACAGCCACCCGUUCCGCAUGACCCCGGUCUCUGCGGUGGGCUUUGAGCUGUGGUCCAUGUCGGAGGGCAUCCUCUUUGACAACGUGCUCAUCACGGACGACCCCGUGGUGGCCGACCAGUGGGCUGCCGACACCUGGCUGCUCAAAAAGGAGGCGGGAGACCGGGAGACGGACGGCCUGCUGACGCGCCUGCUCAAGUACACAAACAAGUACCCCUGGCUGUGGGCCGUGUACGUGGUUGCCCUGGGACUACCCCUGGUGCUCAUUGUGGGCUUCUGCUGCUCUUCCUCCCAGGACAAGAAGGCCCAGCACAAGAAGAGCGACGACGUGCCCGCCGAGGAGGAGGAGGAGCCUCGGGAGGAGGCCCCCGCCCCCAUCGAGGAGGAGGAGGAAGAGGAGGAGGGUGCCGGAGGAGAAGCCAGCGCCUCCAACGAGGAAGGCAGCGGCGACGGGGAGGACGUGGACGGAGGAGCGGGCGACGCCAAGCGGUCCCCACGGAGACGGCGGCCCCGCCGGGAGUGAAGCCAGGCGGGGGACGGGGUGGGGGAGGGACUGUUUUUCUACAAGCAGCAAGAUACGUAGUGCGCGCUGCUGCCCGUGUUUUGCCUGUGUGCGUGGCUGAGAGGUGUGCUAAGUUAUUGACCAAUAAAGCUAGUUGUCUUUGUUUACACA
Molecule: messenger RNA, 2059 nt
Organism: Ixodes scapularis (black-legged tick)
Lineage: Eukaryota; Metazoa; Arthropoda; Arachnida; Ixodida; Ixodidae
Product: calnexin
Exons: 10
Coding region: 227-1909 (560 amino acids)
Biological process (GO): protein folding
Cellular component (GO): endoplasmic reticulum membrane; endoplasmic reticulum
Molecular function (GO): calcium ion binding
Source: RefSeq, a predicted model, not a curated record